Molecule: messenger RNA, 2183 nt
Organism: Carassius gibelio (silver crucian carp)
Lineage: Eukaryota; Metazoa; Chordata; Actinopteri; Cypriniformes; Cyprinidae
Exons: 3
Coding region: 137-1765 (542 amino acids)
Molecular function (GO): zinc ion binding
Source: RefSeq, a predicted model, not a curated record
GGCAACCGACGUCACUGCGCAGUGCAUUCUGGGAUGUAAACAAUAGGGCGCCGCCAUAUUGUGAGGCCACCACACAAGCCGGUAACCAAAGAAACCAUACACAAUAGCGCAGUACACAAUGUAAGUAUAUAUAAGAAUGCUUAAAACUAGUUUAAAACAAGGUGGAUUGUACAGAGACAAACUCCUACCGGACGCCAAGAAGCGCUAUAUUGAAAAAAUCAACUUUAUUGGAAAUGUCGAUCCUUAUGAAGUCCCUACAGACCAGUGGAUCCGCGACCCUGACGCCUUACCUCCCAUCACGUUUCCUGAUAUUUUUACGUAUUUUGUUUGUGGUGUCAGUGCUUAUACUGCUGAGCAAUUUCGUAACUAUAAGUCUCUGGAAGCCCACGUUCAGUUUACUAAUGGUUGGGUACAUGACCUGGAGAGUUUUAAGCCUGUCAGCGGUGAAAACACUGUCGUCCGAACGAAGGUCAUGCACUCUCAGCGACUGAAUGAACCACCUUUAAAGCCAUGGGUGAUCAUCAGCAACAGUGGGAAGGUGGAGUGUGCACACUGCACGUGUAUGGCAGGAGUAGCGGAGACAUGUACCCAUGUAGGGGCUCUGUUAUUUAAAGUUGAGGCUACUUUUCGGAUUCGUGGGAAAAAAACUGUCACAGAUGUACCGGCAUACUGGGUUUUGCCCAGCAAUUUGAGCAAGAUUACAGCUGAAGUGGGAUACAAAAUUGACUACACCUCAUCUGCUAGGCAAAAAAAAAUGCUUGACCAGCGCAUAACUGCACCCUCCACUGCGCCAGGCAUAAGGAGUCGUGCCAAAAAAAGAAAAAUUCCCCAAGCUAAACUUGAUGAAUUGUCACGCCUGCUUGACACACUGCUGCAGCAUAGCAAGGCUGUUGGUUUGUCAGGGAUGAAUAAGUAUUACACAAUGUACACAGACACCGUACAGCCCUCUGCAGUGCCCGAAUGCCUUGCCACAUCUCUGUGUGAUAAAAUAAUAGAUUCAAAUUCCCUUUCAGCUCUUCAUCUAAAUUGUGAGAAAUACAGAGAUGCUGCAAAUGUGACUGAUGAGCAGGCAUCAUCUAUUGAGAUGUGCACAAGACAACAGCAUCAAUCUUCUGCUUGGUAUGCAAGUCGGACUGGAAGAAUUACUGCCUCAAACAUGCAUGCAGUCUUUGCCACCAGUAUAGAAAAGCCAGCCCUGACUGUUAUUAAAAAGGUGUGCAACCCACAACACACAGUGUCAACUGUACAAACCAGAUGGGGUAUAGAGCAUGAGAUGGAUGCUCAAAAGACCUACCUUCACACCAGAGCCCCACAUCACACUAACCUAAAAGUCGAAAAGUGUGGUUUUAUAAUUAACCCCAGGUUUCCUGAAGUUGGAGCCUCUCCUGAUGGACUUACAAUGUGCGAUUGCUGUGGGAAAGGCUGCCUUGAAGUUAAGUGUCCCUUCAAAUAUAGAUCAAGCACCAUCCAACAGGCCUUAGAAACAAAGGACAAAAACUUCUGUCUUGAGUUGUCCUAUGAAAAGCUUCAGCUUAAGAAAACACACAGUUAUUACACACAGAUGCAGACGCAAAUCUUUGUCACUGGAUCCAACCACUGUGACCUUGCUGUUUGGACUCUGAAGGACUUUGUAGUCGUACGGGUCUUUCCGGACCAGGAAUUCUGGGAUCUACGUCUACAGAAAGCACAAAAAUUCUUUGAGAAAGUUUGCCUUCCAGAGCUUAUAGCAAAAUAUUACUCAAAGAAUACACCAAAGGUACUAUAAGCUCACUUCCACAGCCAAUGUAGUCUGGGUUUUACACUGUAUAUAUUUAUAUAUGAAAUUUGUUCUCAACAUGAUUGCACUAUAUAAUAUAUAUAUAUAUUUGCCGUUUCUGAAGAUGUUUACAGAGACAUGUUUACAUUUAUCGCUGGAAAAAUUAAUCAGUUUGUUCUCAACAUGAUUGCACUGUAUACGAGAUAUGUAUUAAGUUUGUUCUCAACAUGAUUGCACUGUAUACGAGAUAUGUGUUAAGUUUGUUCUCAACAUGAUUGCACUGUAUACGAGAUAUAUAUGAAGUUUGUUCUCAACAUGAUUGCACUGUAUACAAGAUAUGAAGUUUGUUCUCAACAUGAUUGCACUGUAUAUGAUAUAAGUUUGAUCUCAACAUGAUUGCACUUUAUAUAAUAGAUAUAUAUUUGCA